Messenger RNA from Hemicordylus capensis (graceful crag lizard), 3140 nucleotides. It is a transcript of the gene HSF2BP, whose product is annotated as heat shock transcription factor 2 binding protein. Lineage: Eukaryota; Metazoa; Chordata; Lepidosauria; Squamata; Cordylidae. The coding region runs from base 117 to 1361 and encodes 414 amino acids. The transcript has 10 exons. Gene Ontology annotation, cellular component: cytosol. The record is from RefSeq and is a predicted model, not a curated record.
AACUUUGUCUCGCGGUCGGCGAAUAUCACGUGGUGUGGAUGAUUAUGGGGCGGGUUUACGAAGAGUUGCUUCUCAGCCGCGUGUAGGCUGUUGGCGGCGGCGGCGGCGCUGCUGCCAUGAAGCGCGGGAAUGCAUCCUGUUCUGGGGAGGGGCGGCAGAACAUCUCGAUGCAAGGGGAAUAUGUUAAAGUCAGAAAGAGAGCUUUGGAGAGGUUGACGACUGAAGUGAUGCAGUUACAUGAUAUAUUGCCCCAAGUAUUGAAUGAUGAUGUUGUAGAGAGCUUUCAGAAAUUGGACACUGUUGAAGCAAUUGUAGAAAAGAGAGAACAUGAGCUGGAACAAUUGAGAAUGGAUUGUGAACACUUCAAAGCCCGCCUGGAAGCAGCCCAAGCAGACUGUAUGAAAGAAAGAAAGUUUGACUACUUUCAGGAAAAAUUAAGUGUUCGGCAGCAGUUGAGUGAGGCAAAGCAGCAGUUACUGCAGCAAGCAGAAUACUGUACAGAAAUGGGAGCUGCCGUUUGCACACUGUUGUGGAGUGUCUCUAGCAAUGAAGAAGCAGUUAAACAUAUCCUAGGAAGUAGUAAAGCUGUAAAGUUUUUUAGCAUUGCUGGACAAACGAUGGAGAGUUUUGUGCGAUCAUUAGGUGAAGAUAUCAAACAGCAGGAUGUGGAUUCCGAUGAAAGUCAGUUUGUGUUAGCUUUGGCAGGGAUUGUUACAAAUGUGGCGGCUUUAGCAUGUGGUCGUGAGUUUCUGGUUAAUUCAAAUCGGGUCUUGUUGGACACCAUGAUGCAACUUCUGGGAGAGAUGAAGCCUGGAUGCUGCUCCAAACUGAAAGUGCUAAUGCUGAUGUCUUUAUACAAUGUAAGUAUCAACGUGAAAGGCUUGAAGUACAUCAGUGAAAGCCCUGGGUUCUUCCCAUUACUCUGGUGGCUUCUGAACGAGAAUGGUUCAUCUGAGAGUAUGCCGUUAAUGAAACAUGUGACUGUCUGCUUCAUCAGCUGCUUUUGUUGGUGGCUGAAUUCUAGUGACAUCAAACAGCACUAUGCUGUCUGCUUAGGGAACGUCAGUGAAUUUAAGAGGCAGAAUGGCACAGAGGAGAGAAUAGAGGCAGAGCAUUGUGUUUGCAAGUUGCAACAGAAGAAGCAAAAUAAAGAUGUAGAUCCAGAAGUUUGUCUUCAUGUUCUGCGGCUUCUCCAGUCUGUGAUUUUAGAGCCAGAGGUUUUGACCAAGUCAGCUCCUGAAAUGCGCGACACGUUGCCAUUUCCACGUAUCGUUAUGCUGUCAAAGAGCCGCAAUGUAGAUCUACAAAUGCUGGCCCAAGAUCUUCUCGAGGAUCUUAAAAUAUUAGAGAGUGAAAUAUAAGAGUAUACGUUAUGACAUUAUUUUUUUUAGCAUUUUAUCUGUACAGCAGUAGGUUCUAAAAACCUCUUGUUCGUGAUAAAGCAUGCUCUAGUUGUAGUAGUUACAUGUACGUGACCAUUAUUCCUGUGCAGAAGAAAGUAAAGUUGUCAUAGCUUUAAAUAGUACCCAUCAGGUUUUCAAGCUAGCCACAUAAUACCACACCCUCACUAAUAACUAUUUUGCAAAAUCUGAUGUCAUCAGUAAGUGUUGCAAGAGAUGCACAGCUAAGACAUUUGAGUCUGCCUAAUGUGAGUGAUAAAUACUGAAGAGUUUUAUUGCUGGGUAGGAUAAAUUAAGGUAGCCAUUCCAUUGAACUAGUGCCAUUCCUCUUCCUGCACUUGUCUCUUUGAGUGAUGAGAUGAGUGGAGAGGGCAGCGUGCCGUGUACCACACCAUUGACAGUGAUGGGAGCAAACAAUGGGUACAUCAUCUCUUCUGCUGUUCUCCACUUUCCAAGGUGGAAACUUACUUGUCAAGUGCUAUAUAGCAGGAUAUCCCAAGUCAGAUAUAUGCCUUGUAAUUUCAUUUUUGGUUAUGCCAUUUUUCACUUAUUUUGAGGAAGUCCUAUUUGGUUGUAACUCAUUUUAAUAAGGCCCAACCUUCUUAUAAGAUGGGUUGCAGCUUGUGAAAUUCAAGAAUUAUGAAUGAUGCAAAUUUGGUGAAGAUGCAGUUACGGUGUGAGAAAAGCUUGAGUUCUUAACUGACUGACAUCCAGACUAACAAUGUGCACAUGUAGAUAAUUCUGGAUGAGUGUAACAGUAGAGGGCUGGUUUUUGUUGAUCUCCCCUUCCUUACUAAGUCUGAAAAUAUGUCCUUGAGGGCUGUUUGACCCCCAGUAAUGUACUUUUUGGAGUCAGAGUCACCUUCAGAAGGGGAAGGGAAGAUGGAUGAAUAUCAUUCCUCUAUAGUGGUGUUGCAUGCUAGGCCUGUACAUGACCGAAAAUAUUGGAUUCAGAUGACACAUGACCCAACAGUAGCACUUUUGGAAGGGACUGGGUCAGGUCCUGUCAUUGCAGAACUCUAACAUAUUGUUGGACACUACCACCCCGCUGCCCUGCCCUCUACCUGUAUAGGGGCAGAGGGCAGGGCUGCCUAGCUUAUUCUUUGCUCUGGAAGGAGCACUUAACCAGCUGCCUUGCCAGCUUGAGGCUUGAUCUUAAAAUUGUUUUUCUGGGUGCCUCAGUGGCCCAGGUAAUCCCAGAAGCAGCCAGGUCACUUAGGCACUUAAUAGGACAGCUUUCCUUUUAGAUCCUGAGUGGCCCUGAGUAAGGACCCCUGAGGCCCCUAGAAGGGAAGCUCUCUCCAGACCAAAGAGGGAGCCCUUUUCCCUGCCCCCACCCAGACCCAGUUACAGGUAAAGGAAAGGGGAGAAAAGGGCAGUGGGCAUGGAGUCUGACAGACAAGUUGGAACUCCAGAGUUCUGCAACAACAGCGGUUCUGACUGUUGGAAGCUCCCUGCGGUGGUUAUUGCAGCUCUCCCUCUGACAAUGCGUGACAGAGGGUAUGGCAGACUGACAUGACUGCACAGCCCUGCUACAUGGGCACUUCGUUAGUCUGGCUGUUGGCCUGUAUUUUUGUAGAAACACAUACUGUUUAUGAAAAUGUUCUGCUGUUAGUGUUGUGUAUGUUAUUUCCCCAAGAGUUUUAAUACUUUGACCACAAUGUGUCAUCAUCUCUGCUUAAGACUGUUAGAAGUCAAAGAUGUAAUGGCGUGAAUAAAACCGCAUUUGAUUACAAGCAA